Messenger RNA from Gadus chalcogrammus (walleye pollock), 5013 nucleotides. It is a transcript of the gene tshz3a, whose product is annotated as teashirt zinc finger homeobox 3a. The coding region runs from base 335 to 3694 and encodes 1119 amino acids. Gene Ontology annotation, biological process: regulation of transcription by RNA polymerase II. The transcript is spliced from 2 exons. The record is from RefSeq and is a predicted model, not a curated record. Gene Ontology annotation, molecular function: DNA binding; DNA-binding transcription factor activity, RNA polymerase II-specific. Gene Ontology annotation, cellular component: nucleus. Lineage: Eukaryota; Metazoa; Chordata; Actinopteri; Gadiformes; Gadidae.
CGGGCUUUGAGUGACGCGAUCAUCUCGCUAUCCCUCAACUUUGCCUGUUGCCAAGCUAUGAGACAAGGGAACCGAGGUGGACGAUCACUGCUGUUGACUAUCAUCAGUGACAGUCAAAUUUCGCACAAAGGAAGAGAUAGCUUGUUUAUUUCACGCGAUCUCCUGUACACCCCGUAUUUUCGCGUACUUUUUGACUAGGCUACUAUUUCAUAAGAAUGGUUUUAGUUUCCCCGCGGACUUCCGAUGAAAUAGAGUCUACAUGAAGGCGUAAUAUCUUGAGUAGUGGACCUUUUCGGGUUCUGCGAAGGUAUAAAGAGUUCUACGGAGAUCCAAAAUGCCGCGGAGGAAACAAGAAGCGCCCAAGCGUGCAGCAGCCUAUUCUCCCGAGGAUGGACCUGAGCCCGCUGCAGGUGACGAGGAGGGGAAGGCGGAGGGCCCGGUUCCGGCCCCCCGGGGUGACCCCCCUGUGACUGAUGACUUGGUCGAACAUGGCAGGGAGGCGACUAAAGAGCCGGGGUGUGACCAUGAAUCAGUCGGGACCGCGGAGUACUCUGUUCCCGAGAUGGACAGCGACUCGCACGUGAGCGAAGCCAGCGACCGUCUCUCAGACUUUGAAAGCCCCUCCAUUAAGGCCGAGAGCAGCCCGGUGGUGGCGUCCACCAAUGGAGCGGCGCCGCUGUCGCUGCCUCCUGUGAUCGGCAUGGACACUCUGGAGCAAAUGAAGGCCAUCUAUUCAAGUUUCCUGACCAGCUCCCUGUGGUCACCCCUGAACUUUGUCCCCACGCCGACCCAGGCGCCGCCCACGGUUCCCGUGGAGAAGCAGUCUCGUAGCAACAGCACCAGUAGCAGCAGCAGUUGCAGCAGUAACAGCUAUGAUUGGCACCAAAGCGCCAUAGCCAAAACACUUCAGCAGAACACUCUGCAGAGCCGCAUCCCAGCCCAAGGCUCUGAAGGCAGCCUGUUCAGCACGGUCCAACUGCACAGACAGAACCCCAGGCUGUUUGGUUCCAUCUUCACAGGGGCCAGUAAGUUCCGCUGUAAGGGCUGCAGCGCUGCGUACGACACCCUGGUGGAUCUGACGGUGCACAUGAACGACACUGGCCACUACCGCGACGACAACCACGACCGGGCUGGGAACGGUUCAAAGCGUUGGUCCAAGCCCCGUAAGCGUUCCCUACUGGAAAUGGAAGGCAAGGAGGACGCCCAGAAGGUCCUGAAGUGUAUGUACUGCGGCCAUUCGUUUGAGUCCCUCCAGGACCUCAGUGUCCAUAUGAUCAAGACCAAACACUACCAGAAAGUGCCUCUCAAGGAGCCUGUGGCCCCUGUGGCAGCCAAAAUAAUCUCCUCAAAGAAAAGGGGAUACGUGGGGUUGGAUCUCACUGCAGCCCCACGGUCUAGAGAAGGAACCCCGAAAGGAAAGCACUCACAGGCGGAUCACAGCGAAUCAACGCAGAGGGCCUCCCCUUACACUAACACCAAUAACCGCCACGGACACCAAAACGGUGCCAGCUAUGCUUGGCAGUUUGAGUCUAACAAGGCCCAGAUCCUCAAGUGCAUGGAGUGUGGCAGCUCCCAUAACACACUGCAAGAGCUGCGGUCACAUAUGAUGGUGACCGGUCACUUCUUGAGGGUGACUAACUCGGUUGGCAAGAGAGCCAAGCCUUUUGCAGAGUCCACCUCCCCUAGCCCAGCUAGAAUUGCCACCCCAACAGAGGAAAGGGUGCAGUCGGUCCCACUGGCACCUUCCACCUUUUCCCCUCCCCCACCCACGACUGCUGCCACUUCCCCUGCCGCCUCCCCCCCUCCUCUCAAAGAGAUCAAGAAGGAGGAGGUAGAAGAAGAGUGCACCACUGAUGAACCUAUCAUAAAUGAGAAAGAGUCAAUUAGGGAGGAGAAGGAUUUUGACGGAGAGAAAGAGGAAAAGUUUGACAUCACUAAAUAUAAUUAUCUCACUGAGGAGGAUCUCAAAGGAAGUCCCAAGGGGGGGUUAGACAUCCUCAAGUCCCUAGAAAACACUGUAACAACUGCGAUUAACAAGGCCCAGAGUGGUAACCCUAGCUGGGGAGGCUACCCUAGCAUCCAUGCAGCCUACCAGUUCCCCAAUGCCCUUAAACUCGCCCAUGUCAACACUGACAAGAGCACCCUGAUGAAGUAUAUGUUCACCGGGGAAGGAACCCUCUCCUCCCUAGCGAAGAACCAGCCUCUAAUUUCUCCACCCUCAACCCAGUCCUCCCCCCUCCCUAAUAACAACUUCCAGGCCAUGGAAGAGCUGGUUAAAAAGGUCAGCGAGAAAGUGGCCAAAGUGGAGCAGAGGGUGAGAAGGUCCUCCCCGAAGACAGAGCUGCGGCUCUCUCCCUGCAGCAGUGAAACAGCAGAGUCCACAAAGGGAGUGGGAGCUGACUUGCCUCACGACUGGAGGUCGGUAACUCCAGCAAACAGUGAAAAGGGAAGCUACGACGACCGUGCCUCCCCGGCAACCGAACCCAAGCGGGACGCGACCGUGACGUCUCCACCGGCACCCGCCCUGAACAGCAGCACUACCAUUAUCACUGGUCAUCCUCCCCCAGAACAGCCAUUCGUCAACCCUCUAAGUGCACUUCAGUCUGUGAUGAACAUUCACUUGGGCAAGGCGGCCAAGCCCUCGCUGUCGAACCAAGAUCCACUGAGCCUCCUCUCCAGGCUGAGCCAGAGCAUGGCUGAAAGGGCUGCUGUGGCAGCUCCCCAAACCCAGCCCAAAAAGCCUGAAUCCAUUGUGGACCGUAGCAUUUCCAAGCCCAGUGACGACCAACCAAUGGAUCUGACGAAAGGCAAAAAUGACAGAAACAGCUCCCUGGGUUCCACCCCUCUGACCCCAUGUUCAGCCGCCUCUUCCAUCUCCCCAUGCUCAAUAGUUACCCCUGCUAAGCUAACAGUGGUGUCUCCUUACACAUCCAGCAGCCCUCUACACGAGAACGCCUUGUCCGACAUCUCCGACAUGCUGAGAAACCUGACGCAGUCCCAGGAUGUGGCUAAGCCACCGUCAAGGUCACGGAUCCCGGACAGGGGUCCGGUCGUGGGCUCCACCGCAGAGGAUGCGGAGGGGGCUCUGCACGGCCACAAGCGCAAAGGCCGACAUUCCAACUGGAAUCCCCAGCACCUGCUCCUCCUACAGGCCCAGUUUGCGUCCAGCCUGAAACAGACCGCAGAGGGGAAGUACCUCAUCAAUGACCUAAGCCCACAGGAGAGGAUGCAUGUUUCCCGUUUCACAGGCCUAUCGAUGACUACUAUCAGCCACUGGCUGGCUAAUGUCAAAUACCAGCUGAGAAGAACUGGCAGAACCAAGUUCCUGAAAAACCUGGAUUCAGGGCAGCCGGUGUUCUACUGCGGCGACUGCGCCUCACAGAUCCGUACCCCAGCAGCAUAUAUAUGUCAUUUGGAGGCUCACUUGGGUUUUAGAAUCAAAGACCUCGCCAAGAUGUCCCCCAAACAGACUGUUAGGGACUCCCAGGCUCUGACGGAAAAACUCUUGCCCAUGGAGUCUUUCAUCCCUCCCCAAUCACUGGAUGACAGCAGUAGUAAUGGGACAGUGUACCAUUGCCAGCUCUGUAUCCGUAAAUUUGCCAGUAAGCACGCUAUCAAGCUCCACCUCAGCAAGAGCCAUGGGAAGUCCCCAGAGGACCAUCUGCUAUAUGUGUGUGAGCUAGAGAAACACUAAUUUACAUUCAGCUUUCAAAGUACAUGACAUAUAUGUAGAAUUACUGGCAAGCAACACCCCCCAACCCCCAACCACCACCCACCCACCCUACAGAUUAUUGUAUGAAAAUGCACAACACCAUGAACUAUUUAGCACAAGGUGUUUAUAUCCAUUGGCCUAUUUCAACUUUUACUUUCUCUACUUUCAUUACACAUUUCACAUCUGUGUCAUCAUUUCAAUGUAUGGGUUAAGGAUAUAUUCCGCCUGGAUGGCAUUAUAUCACCAGUGUUUUUUAUCUCCGUUGCUUUGUACACCAUUGGUAGGGGAAGACAAAGAGGACAAAAAACUUGACGAUAAUGGCGACUGUUUUGACUAGAAGGUUGACUAGUUUCUUGAUAUCGAGUAAACGUAUUUAUUUAAAAGAUUUUGUGUAUUUUUUUUUAUUUGCUGAUAGUCUGCAUGUAAAAUCAAGGUUCACUGCAAAUGUUUUUUUAUAGUCUUGUCCACAUUAUUAAAUGUCCUUGGUAUUUGAAUUUAACAUUUUGACACUUAAAAGAACAUUCAAAUGCCUGGGAAAGCUCUUAAGAAGGAUCUGCCAGACAGCAAGAUAAUUUAAUCACCUGUCUAUAUAGUUUACUUUGUAUAGCAUUUCAUUUUCUUGUUGAUUGUAAAGGCUGCCUCAUUCUUUAACAUUUAGUAAGGGGCAGUGUAUCUGGGUCUCUGUAAAAUGUACAUACAGUAUAUAAGCUUACAACUUGCUGUUCAAUUUAUGCAUACUUGUUAUAUUUCCUAAUUUAAAAGGACUAUGACUAUCCACUGGUGCAGAGCCUUUGAAGAAGACAAAAAUGACAUUGUUUUGCACAAUAGUUUUAUAAAUGUUAUUUGAUAAAAUAGAAUACAAAUAUGUUAAUGCCUUGUGCUUCUAUGAUUAAAUGGACUUAACUGCUGCAUCAAGCUUCUGUGUUGUAUUUUAUAUUCAUUAGUUUAAAAAAUGUGCUCAGAGUACAUAUAUAGUGGUUUGUGCUGUUUUUAGGAAGAUAGGCCAGACAGAUUGUGAGUUUGCUGUUUUAUCCAGAAAAUAAUAAUUCAAUUGGCACAUGCUCAGAGCAGAUUGAUUAUCCUCCACUGGGUUUAAAAUGAUCACAAUGGCGCAUAACACAAGAAUAUAUUUUUAUGGAUACCUUAAAUAUCUCUAGCUCUGGUGAAAUAAAUAUCUCUAGCAAUGGUUUGUUUUAAAAUGAACAAACCUUUGUUCUAAUGCUGAUCAAAAUACAUCUCCACCUCAACAGAAACCAUACAACAUUAGGGAGGGAAAAACCCAUAAACCAAGCUCUUUUAAA